Hyalella azteca is the source of this 3348-nucleotide messenger RNA. Its product is annotated as dual oxidase maturation factor 1-like. Lineage: Eukaryota; Metazoa; Arthropoda; Malacostraca; Amphipoda; Hyalellidae. The coding region runs from base 144 to 1562 and encodes 472 amino acids. Gene Ontology annotation, cellular component: endoplasmic reticulum membrane. Gene Ontology annotation, biological process: protein transport. The record is from RefSeq and is a predicted model, not a curated record. The transcript has 14 exons.
ACACAGACACAGUUUCAGUUAUUUGCAAAACUAUUAAUUAAAAUAUCUGCAGUAUUAGAAUAAACAUCAUCCAUAUGAAAGCUAGUGAAAAAAUUGUCAAUAAUUGGUCAAACCGUCUAAUAUAAUAGAAAUAUACAACAAAGAUGUCUGACGACGAUAACCCGCACUAUGCGAGCAUAUUCACGUUCGCACGUCAUGUGCCAUUCCCCACGAUGUACCCGGAGCAGAAGACCGCAGUGACGUACGACGUGCUGGAGACGGGCUGGAUCGUCGCUUUCUGUUCUCUGGCGGUCUCCCUCUCCCUCAUCGUCCCUGUCCAGCCCAAGCGGAUGUUGGUGAUUCUACGCGUGCUGCUGAGUCUCCUCCUGGGAGGGGUGAUCAUGGCUUGCAAUUUCGGCCACGGUUGGGAGGUUGGGGAGCUUUCGACCCCCACCCCCUACAAGCCUGGGUCCCCUACAGAGAUUCAUGCCCACAUCGGCGUGAAAUUUGGGCUAAGAGCCCUCAACAUUACCCUCAGAACGGAGUCACCGCCCACGCACGACCUCGCCAACGAAACGAUCAACUACAACGAACAGUUCAGCUGGACAUGGCCACAGGGCCGAGCAGGCUUCGGCCCAUUCGCGGGGCGCUUCAACAGGGAGUUUCGGAUGCACCAACAGCGCGGCACACCGCUUCCUAUCCUCUGGAUCGCCGAAUAUUUGACCUUUGAUGGAGAAGGCAUUCGAUUUGGCCGGCAUUACCGGAUUGCGGGAUGGUACGCCCACAUCUGCAUCUGGGCAGCUCUGCCGGCCUGGAUUUUAACAAUGAUCCUGAGCAACAUGGUUGUGAGGUACGGAGCCACCAUGUUGUCUCUGACCGGCGCCUGCCUCACAACGGCAGCCAUAUUAUGGGCCUCUGUGAGGAACUCUUUUGAGUUGGCCGUGCCUUUUGACCCUCCUCAUAAGAUCCUUACAACGAAGUUUGGUGUCCACUGGUAUCUGGCGCUCAUUGUGGGCAUUGUGAGCAUGUUGACCGGCCUGUUACUCUUCAUCUUGGACUACAACAAUCAUGACCUCGCAUGCGAACUGCUCGGCAUCAACCCCAUCGCCUACGUCGAGGAGGAGUACGAAGAAGACGAAGGCUUGACGAACGCAGCGGCGGACGAAGCUUCUACCGACAGAGACAUCGAGAUGUCGCCUAUCGCAGCACACUCUAAGCCGCAGCCACCUCACAUAGGACCUGCCGCUCCUCUGCUGCAAGUCCGCUACCGGAGCCGCGGAACUUCAAAGCGAAACUGGAAAACUCAGCAGAUACAGCCUAUAUCUCCCCUCGCGCUGCCGCCCUCGCCUGCACCACUGUACGCAGAUGCUCAAAGCAGCACCCUGCAGUUCUCGCCUCCGGGUUCAGCUCCACCACCUCCUACGUUCCCGCCUGUCCGUGUCACCCACCAGCCCGCCACCCCCGAGUCCGUUGUGGAGGAGCCCACGUACGGCAACGUGCUGCCUCAGGCGCCGCCUCAGCGCAAUGCUCCCUACAUCAACGCACCUCAACAACCCGCUCCUCCGCUGCCCCAUCGCCGCUGAUAUCGCUACGUUCUUCAAUCGACUGCCAACGUUUUGAGCUGAAAACUCGACUGCCAUCAUCGAACUCAGAGCAACUGAAUAAUCUAUCAACUGUCAUCGGACAGACGCAGUUUCCAGCCUAUUACCAAGUUUAUUUGAUGUGCUUGUGAAUAGAUAAUUUGAAAUUUUUGAGACGCAAAGAUUUUUUCCCGAAAACUUUAAACGACAUUACAAAGGAGCUCGCCAGGAUUUGAUCUGCCUGAUUUGCAAUUGUAUUUAUUUUUUAAUAUCCUGCUUCCUGCCAGAGUUAUAAGUCAAGAUCGACAUCGUUUGAACUUUAUUAACUAAUAGAGAGCCUCUAAAACAAUUUCUGCAAGAUGCUCAUCAGGAUUCCUCGACGUUCGUCUUCAACUCCGAAUUCAACUCCACCGGCUGUGCUGAACCUGCCUUCGAUCGUAAGGAAACCUGAGCCCAAUGCCCCCAAGAAUAGCGUGUGUGCUCUGCUUUCAAACGCUGCCCGCCAUUUAACUAGAGGUCUAGAGCGUUGCAUAAUCAAAAUUCUGCUGUUUGUUUUAGUCAGUAUAAAGUAUUGUUUUGAAGCGGUAUUCAUCACGACUCGGACCUUGAACGUGGCUCUCAUCAAAGUCAUUACCGCAUUUUGGGCAACAUUUGGAAAAAUAUUACGCUCAUUUGAGUUAUAUAUUCUAAAGUGCAUCCCGAAAUCUGUUUAUCGUUUCGUGUUAAGAAUGAUCGUUCGAUUCACUCCCGAACUACGGAAUAGGAGGAUCGUAUACUUAGUCAUGAAACGCAUUCCAAACAGUUUUCUUCGACCCGCUAUCAUUUGUUACGCAAAAAUGUUCUGCUUGGCAACGAGAACACAGCAUCUUGCUCGAGCCUUCAAAGGAAAAGGAGCUACCAGAUGCUUGCUUGAAACAACGAUAUACUUUAAUAAAUUCCCUAUGAAAAUUUGUAUUUUUCUGCGUGGAUUUGUAAUUUAUGUUUACAAGAUCUUUCAAAGAACUGAAAAAGUUGUGCGGCGAAAUAGCAGGAAGAAGUAAAAAAAAUUGCAACCUUCGUUAUCAUUUAAAUAGUUGGUUACGCUGAGCUUUUUCGAAUUACUGGCUUCCUCCGUGUUACUGUGCUAUUCCACUUGAAAUUUAAUUCUGUGAAGACUCUUCAUUUGUAUACAAUGCGAGUAAAUAAAAUGUUAGAUACUAUUUUUUAAAGCUCAUUUAUAUUGCUGCUAGAAUUAAAGGUAGUAUUUCAAAAUGUUAAUUAUUAUGUAACAUCAUUUUGCGAAAAAUUCAUUUUAUAAGCGUAACUAGACCGUCGAAAACAAUUGAUCCUAUACGAUUAAUUUCGUUUGUCUUCAUUACCAUUCUUGAACGCAAAGGACCACACGCAGUGAACGCGUAAAUAAAAGUUAUAUUAUAUAUAAUUUAUAAUUUAUGUUUUACCAUGUGUGACUGCAUCUUAUGCAUAUACUGAAUAUGUAUAACGUGUGUCGAUUUUCAAACUAUUCAGCUGUCCUGUUUGUUAUUUUGAAUGUACCUCUUGGAACACUAAAGUUUAGCACAGAAAUAGAGACUUGACUUUAUACCAUUGAUUUGUUUGAAACGAUGUUUUCCAAAACCGUAUUAUUCAGCAAUUGUACCAAGAUUAUAUUGUUCUGUUGCGAUCAUUAACAUGCUAGAUCGCUAGUAUGCUAGUAUUUCUAUAAUAUAUAUUAUUUGUAGCUUUCCUUCUUUAAACUAUAUAUACUUGGUGUUCUCGUGUAUAUUUUCUUACCUUACCGUUCAUUUUUACG